Rana temporaria (common frog) is the source of this 2575-nucleotide messenger RNA. RefSeq names its product biglycan (gene BGN). Gene Ontology annotation, molecular function: protein binding. The transcript is spliced from 8 exons. The record is from RefSeq and is a predicted model, not a curated record. Bases 357 to 1484 code for a protein of 375 amino acids. Lineage: Eukaryota; Metazoa; Chordata; Amphibia; Anura; Ranidae.
AGGGAGGAGGAGGAGGUAAGAGCUGAGCUUUCGAGUGCUUUGCCUGUCUGCAAGGAAAUUACAUCUUUAAACCUCACACACAAAACCCUGGAGCAGACACUGCCGAGUCCAGUCACUCAGACUAAGGGGGGCAGUAGGGUGGAUGCAGCUUCCUCCUCCUCCUUCUCAAACACAAGAAUUGCAAGUCAAGAGGGAAGAGGAUUGUGAAACAAUAAACUUUUUCCUGCAGAAGGGGACAGGAACUUUUGGAACCAUUAAAAAUAAAAUAAAAAAGACAUAUACAUUCAAAGUGAUCGUCUGGGAGGAAAUCAUUAUUUGAACCCAUAAGGAAGAAUACAAGGCUAUCUCUGGAAAUAAUGAAGGUUCUACUUCUCAUAUGCACCUCUGUGCUUCUCUGCAAUGCCCUGCCUUUUGAGCAGAGAGGAUUCUGGGACUUUUCCAUGGACGAUGGGCUAACAAUGAUGAGAGAUGAAGCAAAUGAGGAAGGCUCAGGAUUCAGUACUGCUACUCCCGGGAAAAAAGGACCCACAGCUUUUCCACCUCAUAUGCCUCCAAUGGACCUCUGUCCCUUCGGGUGUCAGUGCCACUUGCGUGUGGUCCAAUGCUCAGAUCUGGGUCUGACAAGUGUGCCUAAGAACAUUCCAAAGGAUACUAUGCUCUUGGACCUCCAGAACAACAAGAUUAUGGAAAUUAAGAAAGAUGACUUGAAAGGACUUAGCAAACUUUAUGCCCUGGUGCUGGUAAACAACAAAAUCUCCAAAGUUAACGAGAAAGCAUUCGAGCCGUGUAGUAAUCUCCAGAAGCUGUACAUCUCCAAAAACAGCCUGGAAGAGAUCCCCAAGAGUCUGCCCAAGUCCCUGGUGGAGCUGCGCAUUCAUGAAAACAAGAUCAAGAAAAUCCCUAAAGAUGUCUUCAACGGGCUGAAAAACAUGAACUGCAUUGAAUUGGGAGGGAACCCUCUUGAAAAUGGAGGCAUUGAUGCUGGAGCAUUCAACGGCCUAAAACUCAACUACCUACGCAUCUCCGAAGCCAAACUGAGUGGCAUUCCUAAAGGUCUUCCAGCUUCUCUAAACGAGCUCCACCUGGACCACAACAGAAUUCAGGCUGUUGAAAUGGGAGAUCUUAGUACAUUACCUAAUUUAUACAGGCUAGGACUGGGAUACAACAUCAUCAGACAGGUGGAAAAUGGAAGCUUGUCCUCUCUGCCCAUUCUAAGGGAACUUCACCUUGACAACAACAAGCUCGCCAAAGUGCCCCCAGGACUGCCAGACCUCAAGUUCCUACAGGUUGUAUACCUCCACUCCAACAACAUCACCCAGGUGGGCGUCAAUGACUUCUGUCCAACAGGCUUCGGGGUGAAACGCGCUUACUACAACGGAAUCAGCCUCUUCAAUAACCCAGUGCCCUACUGGGAGGUGCAACCCGCCACUUUCCGAUGCGUCACCGACCGCUUGGCCAUCCAGUUUGGCAAUUACAGAAAGUAGAACUGUGCGGAGAAAACAAAUGCAACCAAAGACAGAAGAUAAAAGAGAAUAAAAAUGAAGAAGAGAACUGUUCAAAAUCAGACUAAAAAGCGUGAAAAAAUAAAUAUUAUAUUGAAUAAAUUAGUCCAAUGAUACUCCAUGAGAGGGUGUGUAAAAACAGUCACUAAACUCCAUGCUUUAGGUAUUUUUCCUGUUCUACCUAUCCUCUGGCACAGCUGUCUAAAGAGCCAGGAAGGUAGUCAGUAGCUGCACUAAACUUGUAUAGUCACAGUUCUAUAUCCCAGUUAUUGAUAAGCUUAUUAGUCAAUAUGUACAGUAGGUCUCCAGCUGUUGAUGAAGCAGAGCUCCCAGCAAGCUUGAUGACUGGCUGAGCCAGAGUGGGGCUGGAAGAAGGUGCUACCCACUAGUAACCAGUCACCUUCCAGCUAUCAUUUUUAGACAGCAAGUUGGAAUAUGAAAGCUGAAGCUGUAUUGGUUGCUUUGGGAAACCCUUACAUUUUCUUUUCUUUCCUCUCUUACCUUGUCCACUGGGUUGUCCUUCAAAAAAAAUACUCACACAUCCAUCAAAUCCAGCAUUGUCCUGCUGUGAUCCGCCAAACCGCGGCUGCAUUCCAGGUCCUGUGCCGCCAUCAUCCUUUAUAACAUCAUCGGGAGCCAGCUGUCUUUUCUUGGUUCAGGCAACUGGCUCCCUGAUGAAGUCCAACAGGUUGCAGAUGCCCCCUGGGAUAUGUGGCAUGCAAAUCCCAGGAGGCUUAAGGAGGAGAGGAAACAUCAUUCUUGCCUUUUCUCAUCUGUGGGGUAACUGACUCUUUCUGGUUCAGACAGCCAGCUCCCUGAUGACACCCGCCGGCCACAUCCUCCUCUGACAGCUAUAAGCUGAUGCCUCCUCAGAUAUGCCGUGAGCAUAUGUCAGGAGGUUUCAGGGGCAGAGGAGACUUCCCUCUCGCCUGUGCUUAUAGGGAGCUGGCUGUCUCCUCCUGGUUUAGGCAGUGGUCCCCCUGAUGAUACCUUCCUCUGGCCGCUUUAUUUCAGCUUAAGCCUCCUCAGGUAUGUGGCAUGAAUAUCCCAGGGGGCUUCAGAAGUAGAGAAGC